Messenger RNA from Endocarpon pusillum Z07020, 723 nucleotides. RefSeq lists its product as uncharacterized. NCBI's taxonomy places the organism in Eukaryota, Fungi, Ascomycota, Eurotiomycetes, Verrucariales, Verrucariaceae. The record is from RefSeq and is a predicted model, not a curated record. The transcript is spliced from 6 exons. Bases 1 to 723 code for a protein of 240 amino acids.
AUGCACCAUGAGAUUAGUUAUGAAUCCCUCAGUGACUAUGUUGCGGUUGCUGCUGGCAGAUCAUUCGUCAAAGGCUGUCAAUUGUUCAAGCUCAAAUACACAUAUGUCGAUGUUUGCGAAAAUGAUAAUGGGAGUGCUAAGUGUCUCGAAGCAGGCGAUGCAACUGGGCAACAAGGACCCCUCAUCCAUACCGUUUCUAAGACCAGGAUGCCAAUACCUCACCUGGAGCAACCCAUUGUAUCAAAAGCCAAGCCGCCUUUCAGGGUCAGCUUUCUUGAAGCUCAGACAAUCCAGACUGCACAGAUUGUUUUCUCAUCACAGCCUGCUUACACGUUUGAGAACUGGGACGAUUGUGUUCGUUUUCAAGAAGCUCUGCUUGCUCACAAGGUUAUUUUUGUGGGCGGCAUAGCAGAAGCAAAGUCCAAAGGACGUGGCGAAGAAUGCAUCAGUCAAAAUCUGCGCAUCCUUCAGGCACCAAAUGGUAUACAGACCAUUAUCUUUUUUGCCAAUUCACAACGCAAAGAGCGCAAACAAUAUAUCUCGAUCCCAGUAAGUUGUAUCGAUCAGAUCGACCAGAACAAAAAACCCGGACGACCCAUCUCUCUCCGAUUACAGCCCAACUUCAAACUUCUGUCGGAAUUAAAGGUGCUGCACAUUCAAUUUCUUGACGACGAUGACCAAAAGCAGUUUUACAAGAUUCUCUGUCCAAAUGCCAGUGGCUAG